AAAAGGACAAGGAGUUGCCGAUUUCUCCCAUCCUAUCGUGCACUGUACGGCGAAAUUCGGCGGAUGACCUUUUGCCAAACGUGGUCAUAUCCCGGAACAUUAAAGACGCUUCAAUCAUCGACAAGAACGAAGACGAAGAAAUCAAGCCCGUCCUUCACGAGUCUCCCUGACUGUUCCAUAAUCUAGGGUUUCUUCGACCUCAAAAUCACUCCCAAACUCCACAGAGAGAAGGGGAAAUUUAGAGAAAUAAGCAUGGUCGGACAUAACCCAAUAGAGGUGGCGAAGACGGUGUUGGAGGUGGCCGACGUUGCAUGGACCGCCGUGGAAUGUUGCCAGCACCUCCACCACCGCGACCCGCAUGAAAAUCACGAGGGUGAUGGAGAUUCUAGGGAUACGACGUCGUUGUCGGAGGAGGAAGAAUUUGAGGCUCUGCGAGCUGAGAAUCAACGGCUGAGGAACUUACUCGAACAGAACCUCAAGCUCCUUCAGAAUCUUUCCGAAUCUCCUUGUUUAUUACAAGAUUGCCCUUCUGAUCUCCAUGACCGUCUCUUGGCUACAGUCGAUUCUACUAGCUUCUUGAGUCAACUUAAAUCCCUCCAUGAGAAAUCGGCUGAUGGAACUGGCUGCAAAUUUCCUUUUAAGGAGGCCUCAGGAGCUGAUAAACAGUCGGCUGAAAUUCUAAUCAAUGUUGAUCUUGAAGAACCAAGUUGGUGGGUGUGGGUUACUGAUGAAAUGGUUCCUAGUAAUGUUGAAGAAUGGAGUGGAAUCGAUAAUGAGAAUUAUGUACUUAUUAGCGAAGAACAUGUGGUGGAUGGGGUGGCCAACUUUAUGGCUAGAUGCAUGCUGUCAAACCCUAAAGCUCAGAGUAUGACAUCUGAGGCGCUGCAGAAGACCCUGACCAAAGCAUUGGGUGGCAUGAACAAGUUUGAGAAGAUGUUACAUGUUUGGCAUGCUGGGAAGAUGUUUUGUGCCCUGUCCACUUGGGGACUUGCUCUAGCAGGGUUGUACAAGACUCGUGCUGUAUUGAGACUCGCUGCAAUGGGGGUUCAUACAUCGAGCAAAUUUGUUUUGAAGGCUCUCUAAAAAUGGGGGCUCGUCUUGUUGAGCCAUAUCGAAUAUAUACAAAAUUCUCCAGUGGGGUUCUGAGUGCCUUCUCUUGUUCAGACCAAAACCACUCAAUUGUGCUUCGCUUGAGAUCUGUUCUCUGUUAAUUGUAAAUAUCAUUGUUGUUUUAUGUUUGAAAUAUUCCUUAUAUCCCCUACUUUGUGGGUUAUUACCACCUCUCACUGUAAAAUAUCAUUUGAUUUUAUCCUUGUGCUUGAUGUUAUGCUUGUAUAUAUAGAAGAGCACAAAAGGAGAUGAUUACACUCGAUUCUGGCUU
This is a messenger RNA of Ilex paraguariensis (yerba mate), 1381 nucleotides long. The record is from the annotation of a GenBank genome assembly. NCBI's taxonomy places the organism in Eukaryota, Viridiplantae, Streptophyta, Magnoliopsida, Aquifoliales, Aquifoliaceae.